Messenger RNA from Panicum virgatum (switchgrass), 1489 nucleotides. RefSeq lists its product as uncharacterized. The transcript has a single exon. The record is from RefSeq and is a predicted model, not a curated record. NCBI's taxonomy places the organism in Eukaryota, Viridiplantae, Streptophyta, Magnoliopsida, Poales, Poaceae. Bases 565 to 1146 code for a protein of 193 amino acids.
GGGAUCGCACCGCGCCCUCGAACGGGACGCGAGCGGGCAGCAGACACGCCGGGCGCGCCCACCUAGCUAGGCGCCGCGCCGGCGUGGCCACCGGAAACCGACCGGUCGAUCCCCCGACGCUGACGAAACCGAUCGAGCCGAUGAGCCCCGCACCUGCGCGUGCUUUGGUCCCGGCGCCCGGCCGAGAUUCCACGCAUUGACACUGCCACCACAGAGAUUCUACGCGUCUCCUCGUGUCAGGGACGCCGCCAUGCACGCACACGCGCAGUGAUUAUUCUCGGUAGCCGACACUGCGGCACAGCAGAAUCACCGCGGCGACAGCGCGGCCCGGUCGAUCCGGGCUGCGCACACGCACGGCGCGACCGUGCGGCCGGAGCGACCGAGGAGGCAGACUGCACGGGAUCAGCGGCCAGGGCUCAGGGGUACAGGUACAGCGCCAACCACCUACUGGGGCUUCACCCAAGGGAGCAGCGCAUUGAUAUCCGGCAGCAGCGAAGCGACCGACGCCGUCUCUAGCUGGCUGCUGGCCCGGCCGGCUACCGAUCGAGCGAGUGUUCGUUAAGAAUGGACUUCGCCUUGCCGGCCACCACCACGGCAGCUGCCGCGGCGGCCACGACGGCGGCGCCGGAGGAGCUCCCGUUCCCGCGUUCCGCGGUGGCGUCGCCUCCCUCUCCGCCCGCCGCCGCCGCCGACGCCGACUCCAUGGCGGAAGAAGGGCCGCGGGCUCCGGAGAAGUGGAAGGCGGGGGCGGGAGGUGACGUCGACGCGGCGGCUGCUGCGGCGGCGGCGGCGGAGGUGGAGGACAGGAUGGACCUGCUGUGGGAGGACUUCAACGAGGAGCUGGCGCUGGCGCGGCGCCGGGCGCGGGGGCGGGGCGGCGGCUCCUCCUGGCGGGACCGCGGCGACGGGCUGCUGGUGCUGGAGGCGGGGCCGUGGUCGUCGCCGUCGGACGCGGGGUCGGAGCCCGCGGGCCGCGUCGGGUGCGCGCCCGUGCUGCGGCCCUCGUCCAGGGCCGCCGGCGGGGCGCGGCACUACCGCCGCCGCGCCGGGUCCUGGGUGCUGCUCGUGAGGAUCUUCCGGAGGCUCUUCGUCAUCGACAAGACCAUCUCUGUCGCCAGGCAGCGCUCGGCCACCAGGGCACGCUGAUGCGCGUGUUCUUGCAGCAGAAUUGCGCGCUUCCAUGAGCAUGUCCAAGAACCAUGCAUGCAUGGUACUUCGGAUGCAAGAACAACCAUGCAUCCGUGAGUAAAUUAUACACUACUCUACUCCGAGUUAGACAUGCAAGUAAUUAAUGAUCGAGAUUUGUUCUUGACGCUGUAAUUAGGGUUCAUCAGCAGAUACAGGGAAAUGAAAAGCAGUCCAUGUCCAUAGCAAUGUCACUCCGUUCCUCAUUCUCUCCCACUGUUACUCCAUUUCUCUAUCGAUCAUCUAUCAAUUCAAUAGAGUAAAUGUAAAAAAGAUAAUAAAAAAAGGCAACUUGAAUUAUUUU